Molecule: messenger RNA, 1582 nt
Organism: Drosophila serrata
Lineage: Eukaryota; Metazoa; Arthropoda; Insecta; Diptera; Drosophilidae
Gene: FucTD
Product: alpha1,3-fucosyltransferase D
Cellular component (GO): membrane
Molecular function (GO): fucosyltransferase activity
Source: RefSeq, a predicted model, not a curated record
UCGAGUUACCCGAGUCGGAGAUGUCAUAGAUAGGGUUUUUAAUUAUUAUUAGGUUAAGCUGCCCAGGAACUUCAGUACAAAAUCGUUUCGUAUUCGGAUAUCACAACCAUCUAUUUCCAAAACAUAGAUCCGAUGAACAAAAUUAAACCAAUUUCAGUGGACAAGAUCCUAAGCCUACGGCGUCUUCCUAGUCCGCAGCAGCAGCAGACUGAGAACAUGGAGUAUGUGCCCAGCUUCCUGCCGCGUCAGCUCAGCGCUGACCCCACUCACCUCCAGGAGCAGAGGCCUCCACCCAAGGGGCGCUGGAUGUCGGCAAGUGCAAUGGACUUGCCGCCCCCACUAAGAUCUCCCAUGUCCCAAGCGAAUCGCCAGCGGGAGCUGCACUCGCCCAACCAAUACAUCUUCAUACUGAAGACACUGGUGGGUGUGAUCGCGGUCUGCACUUUCUUGAGCAUGAUUGUCGUUAGUCGCCUCGGCCAGGAUGGGGAACAAGAUACAAGCCCGAAGGUCCUGAUCCUGCUGUGGAACGAGGACCUAUCCAAGAUGCCCAGGGGACCAACGCACACGGAGUGCGGCUGUGUGGUCACCACUCGCAGGAAGGAUUUCUACCAGCCGUAUGACGCCGUCGUCUUCAACGCAGAUCUGCCCUACUCCCUUGAUGAUUUCAGCGAUAUCAACCGCACUGCUAACUUUCUGUCGGUCUUUGCAGCCAGGAAUCCCCUGAGCCUGGCCCAUGGCCCAGGUCCCUGGCCCGCAGACGAUUGGCCUUUCUUCAACCUGACUAUGACCUAUCGCCUGGACUCGCAACUGGUCUGGUCGGAAUACUACUUCUCGCACAUUAACAGGGCCAGGAGGUUAAACUCGUUCCGUGCCCCCAGUGAGAACUUCUCCGACGAUAUGCCAGCAAAUAAGAUCCAAGUCCUAGAGAACCACAUAAAGAAGAAGGAUCGCCUGGCCAUGUAUAUCGUCUACGAGGUGGAUGCGGCAAGCAGGCCUGAGAGCCACUACUUGGCAAAGCUGCGCAAAUACCUCGACCUCGAUGCCCAAGAGAACUGUGUGGGUUUCAACGACUGCAAUCACUACCACUUCAUGCUGAUCUUCGAUACUACCGCCUGUCCAGACUACGUGCCCACCCAGAUGUAUAUUGCCAUGCAUAAUUUUGUAGUGCCUGUCCUAAUCGGAGGCGGAAACCUGUCCCAUCUGGUGCCGCCGCAGUCCUACAUCAGCAACCGCGACUUCCCGAAUCCCAAGGAUCUGGUGGCACAUCUAGAGCGCCUGGCGAAUGAAACGGAGGAGUACCAACGCUACUUCUGGUGGCACUCGGUCUACAAGCUCCGUCGCACCUCGCUGCCCUACUGCCAGCUCUGCUCCUACCUCAAGCCUUCGCCGGAGGAGCGUCUCAUCGAGACCUCCUCGCCAAUGGACUUUGCCGCCUGGUGGAGCACAUACCAGUGCCCCAAACAAUUCACCACCUUCCUGUGAUCCGCCCCGAGCGGUACUCAUUCCACAAUUUCCCGAGUCCCCAAUUAUAAUUACCAACGAUCGCAAAUUGGUCUUGAUCGGUCUGGUUCCGUUCAGUUGA